UUUUUAUGGGCAUGUGAACAGAUAUUGAGCACCAGCCAUGGGUAAAAAUAAACUAAAAUUUGAUUCAUGGCUCAAACUCUAUAUGCUGCUGUUUUUAAACUCUGUAGGUUGCCCUUCACAUUGCACAGCUCAUCCCUCCAGCUUGCACAGGAGCUCAUCCCUCUCCAGCUUGCACAGGAACUCAUCUCUCCAGCUUGCACAGGAGCUCAUCCCUCUCCAGCUUGCACAGGAGCUCAUCCCUCUCCAGCUUGCACAGGAGCUCAUCUCUCCAGCUUGCACAGGAGCUCAUCUCUCCAGCUUGCACAGGAGCUCAUCUCUCUCCAGCUUGCACAGGAGCUCAUCUCUCCAGCUUGCACAGGAGCUUAUUCCUCCAGCUUGCACAGGAGCACAUCUCUCUCCAGCUUGCACAGGAGCUCAUCCCUCUCCAGCUUGCAUAUGAGCUCAUCCCUCUUCCAGCUUGCACAGGAGCUCAUCUCUCCAGCUCACAGGAGCUCAUCUCUCUCCAGCUUGCACAGGAGCUCAUCUCUCUCCAGCUUGCACAUGAGCUCAUCUCUCCAGCUUGCACAGGAGCUUAUUCCUUCAGCUUGCACAGGAGCACAUCUCUCUCCAGCUUGCACAGGAGCUCAUCCCUCUCCAGUUGCCCAGCUUGCACAUGAGCUCAUCCCUCCAGCUUGCACAGGAGCUCAUGCCUCUCCAGCUUGCACAGGAGCUCAUCCCUCUCCAGCUUGCACAGGAGCUCAUCCCUCUGCAGCUUGCACAGGAUCUCAUCCCUCUCCAGCUUGCACAGGAGCUCAUCUCUCUCCAGCAUGCACAACUUAUCCCUCUAGGUUGCACAGCUCAUUUAACCCAGAAACUUACACUUCAGGUCACACUUUACUAUUCAGAUCACCCUUUCACCUCAUCCUUUCACACUGUACAGUCAGGCCUUUAGGUCUAGACCAAGUCAUUGCACAGCCUGCUCAUUAGGUCUAAAGCCAAGAUGUAUUGCUAUGUUUUAUUUAAAUUAUUUGGCAUUAC
Molecule: messenger RNA, 1017 nt
Organism: Anneissia japonica
Lineage: Eukaryota; Metazoa; Echinodermata; Crinoidea; Comatulida; Comatulidae
Exons: 2
Coding region: 67-966 (299 amino acids)
Source: RefSeq, a predicted model, not a curated record